Messenger RNA from Psammomys obesus (fat sand rat), 1685 nucleotides. RefSeq names its product dynactin subunit 5 (gene Dctn5). The transcript is spliced from 6 exons. NCBI's taxonomy places the organism in Eukaryota, Metazoa, Chordata, Mammalia, Rodentia, Muridae. Bases 87 to 635 code for a protein of 182 amino acids. The record is from RefSeq and is a predicted model, not a curated record.
GGAAGAGCGGAAGUGGACAGGCAGCCGGAAGUAGGUGGAAUCGCGGUCAGCCUGACAGGAUCCUGAGGUUCCGAGAGAAGACAGCCAUGGAGUUGGGCGAGCUGCUGUACAACAAGUCCGAGUACAUCGAGACGGCAUCUGGGAACAAAGUUAGUCGCCAGUCUGUUUUGUGUGGAAGCCAGAACAUCGUUCUCAAUGGCAAGACCAUUAUAAUGAAUGACUGUAUCAUCCGAGGAGAUCUGGCAAAUGUAAGAGUUGGACGGCACUGUGUUGUGAAAAGCCGUAGUGUCAUAAGGCCACCAUUCAAGAAAUUCAGCAAAGGUGUUGCAUUCUUUCCUCUACAUAUUGGGGAUCAUGUCUUUAUUGAGGAGGACUGUGUGGUCAACGCUGCUCAAAUCGGUUCUUAUGUUCAUGUUGGGAAGAAUUGUGUGAUUGGGCGCCGGUGUGUCUUGAAAGACUGCUGCAAAAUUCUCGACAAUACAGUAUUACCUCCAGAAACUGUGGUCCCACCAUUCACCAUCUUCUCAGGCUGCCCAGGACUCUUCUCAGGGGAGCUCCCAGAGUGCACCCAGGAGCUGAUGAUUGAUGUCACCAAGAGCUACUACCAGAAGUUUCUACCCCUAACACAAGUCUAAUGUCUUUGCUUCAUAUCCUGAAUUCUUUUGAACUCUAAUAUGAACUUGGAGAAAGAGAGCAGUCAGUGACUACAAGAGCUACCAUGUUCUUAACAACUUUUACUCUCUCUCUCUCUUUUUUUUUUAAUUUGGAAAUUUCAAUCCUUCAAGGCUCUGAGUAUUUAAGAAAGUAAUAAGAAGGCUGAAGAGAUGGCUCAGUGGUUAAGAGCACUGGCUGCUCUUCUAGAUGACUCAGGUUCACUUUCCUACAUGGCCCUACAACUGUUUGUAACUCCAGUUCCAGGGGAUCUGAUGGGUUUCUGGCUUCCACGGGCAGCAGACAUACAUAUGGUAAAGACAUAUAUACAGCCAAAAUAUCCCUUCAUAUAAAAUAAUGAACUUAAAAUAAUUUUAAUAAGAGGACAUCUGGAGGAGUUGUGUUUACAUGCUGUGCUUACACCUAAUCUGUCAACAUUCACCAUACCAUCGUCUGAGGACAGAAAGAUCUGUUCCUAACACUCCAUCCCUGUGGUCCUGCAGAUAGCUAGAACCUGGCUGGCAUGGGCCUGCAGAGCAAUAGCACCCUCCCAGCAUGGGGUCACAUAUCGCAGAUACUGCCCACAACCAUAUCCUAUCCCCACUGCACACCACCCACACAGAUGACGCUCUACUUUCCUGCUGCUAAAGAACCAGUGGCUACAAUUUCUUAGACCCUGGGGAAAGGUGAUUUCAGAUCCCAGGUUUCUAUUGGCUAUUAAAACAUGAGGAAAAGAGAUGGGUUGUUGUUGUAGUGAAUAAAAAGAAUGUUGGGUUAUCUAAUGUUUAUUAUUAUUAGCCCUGUGAUUAUCCAACCUCCAAAGGUUGUGGUGACACAUACCUGUCAUCCUAGCAUCUGGGAGGUAGAAGCAGGAGGAGUAAGAUCUACAUAGUAAGCUCACACUUGCCUGGUGUGCUACAUGAGACCAGGCUUCAAAACAUCAAAAACAAAAUCAGUGAAAGAAAAUGUGGAGCAGUGCUACCUGUUUUUGUUUCUGAGUGACCUUAGCUGUUAAUAAAAGACUUCAAACAUCC